AUGACCACCGCCUCGACCUCAACUAUAUCGCCCACCACGGCCUUAAUAACCUUCUACGAUAUCGCUCUCGCACCCCCUGUCACAAAAAGCGCCUGCUCACCAAACCCUUGGAAAACUCGCUACGCCCUAAACUUCAAAGGUACUCCCUAUAAAACAACAUGGGUGCCCCUACCAGACGUCAGCUCCGUCCGCAGCGCUUUCAAUAUCCCCGCCUCCCGUAAAUUCGCCGACGGAUCUCCUUAUCACACCCUCCCCAUUAUCUCAGACCCAGCCACCGGGCGCAUAGUGGGCGACUCCUUUGAAAUCGCGACAUAUCUCCAGGAACAAUACCCAUCCUCGGGAUCGGGCGACUUGUUCCCGGCACAGGAGCUGGAGUUCAUCUUCGGGCGGGAUUUGGGGCUUUAUGCGCCGAUUGCGGAGGCAAAGUUUAAUACCAAUGUCGAUGCUGUGUUUAGUGCGCAUGCGCGCUUGACGGUGCAAGGGUUCCCUUUUGAUCCUGCUACUGCGGAGGAGUGCAAGGCAACGUUCUCGCGGAGGAUGGGAGUGCCGUGGGAGACUUUAGCGAUUAGUGGGGAGGAGAGGGAGGAUUUGUUGAGGUUGUUUGAGGAGACCCUAGGUGGACUUGCGAGGUUGUAUAUGAGUGAUGCGAGUGGGCCGUUCCUGAUGGGGAGUCGGCCAAGUUAUGCGGAUUUCAUUGUUGGGGGUUGGUUGCGCAUGAGUCGGGGCAUGUUGCCGAGGGAGGAGUGGGAAGCGUUGAAGGGGUGGCAUAGUGGUGUAUUUGGAAGGUUACAUGAGGCAUUAGAGGUGUUUGCACAGAUGGACUAG
This is a messenger RNA of Penicillium concentricum, 825 nucleotides long. RefSeq names its product glutathione S-transferase family protein. The transcript has 2 exons. The coding region runs from base 1 to 825 and encodes 274 amino acids. Lineage: Eukaryota; Fungi; Ascomycota; Eurotiomycetes; Eurotiales; Aspergillaceae. The record is from RefSeq and is a predicted model, not a curated record.